AUGACGCUGACUCAGGUGUCGACAUGGUUUGCGAACGCGCGCCGCCGCCUCAAGAAGGAGAACAAGAUGACGUGGGAGCCACGGAACAGGGUCGACGAUGAUGACAAUAAUAACGAUGAUGAUGAUCACAAGAGCACUGAUGGAAAAGAUGGACUAGAUGGCAAAGAUUCAGGAACUGGAUCCAGUGAAGAUGGCGAUAGGCCCCAACAGAGAUUAGACAUGCUUGGUCAAAGAACCGAGUCUGAGUGGUCUGAAUCCCGCGCCGAUAGCGGCCCUGAAUCACCUGAGCCAUAUGAAAGACCAAUUCAUCCUGCCUACCAACACUUGCCUUCCCGUGCACACCUGGCAGCACACCUGCUUCUGCUAAGCCCAGAAUAUGGUCUCUAG
Molecule: messenger RNA, 387 nt
Organism: Arctia plantaginis
Lineage: Eukaryota; Metazoa; Arthropoda; Insecta; Lepidoptera; Erebidae
Source: the annotation of a GenBank genome assembly